UUUGAUUGGCUGUGCUGUCCCAGAGAUUUCUUUAUGCUCUUCCUCUGUUAUAAUUCUGAACAGUGAGUGACGGACCAGGCAUGCACAGCUUUUGCGUUUGCUUUAUUUAUACGGAUUAUUGUUAUUAUUUUAAAUAGACUUCUUUUUUUAAAGCAAGGAUAUCAAAACACAAAAGGACAGCAAACAUGACAAUCAAACACUGUGACUAUAGCCAGCAGUAUCGGCCUCGAAUGGCUUUUACUAAAAAGAUUGAAGCACUGGUUUUGGAGAUGCAGGAUCCUGACACAGGAAUCAAGACACAGACUCAGAGGCUGGUUAUCACCACAAUCCCUCAUGCAAUGACUGGCCACGAUAUACUGGAAUGGAUUAUAAAUCGGUUACAGAUUUUGGAUGAAGAGGCUCAUAACAUUGGAAAUUUGGUGGUCCAGUAUGGUUACAUCUAUCCCCUACAGGAACCAAAGAACCUCAUUCUCAGACCAGAUAGCAGCUUGUACCGAUUCCAGACACCUUACUUUUGGCCCACCCAGCAGUGGCCAGCAGAAGAGACAGAUUAUGCAAUUUACCUUGCAAAGAAAAACAUACGAAAAAAGGGGGUGCUGGAAGACUAUGAAAAGGAAAACUACAAUAUACUUAAUAUAAGAAUAAAUCACAAGUGGGACUUUGUCAUAAUGCAGGCUAAAGAGCAGUACAGGGCAGGAAAAGAACGGAAGAAGGCUGACAGAGUGGUCUUUGAGUUUCAGGAGAGAGCCUAUUGGCUAGUCCACAGACCACCACCGGGAGCUCCCAAUGUAAUUGAUUACGGCCUGGACCGCUUCUCUGAUCCCAAUGAAAAACAGGUAACACAGAAAAAAACCUUUGACGUGUACAGAAGAGAGAUUAUCUUCAACCAGCAUUCACUGAUGAAGUCAAGGGUCAAGUCUUCGGUCUCCCUGGGAGGGAUUGUCAAGUACUGUGAACAGUAUUUCAACCACGACCCCAUCAUGACAGGCUGUCUGCCCAGCAACCCGUGGCUUACUGAUGACACACAGUUCUGGGACUUGAAUGCUCCCUUGUCGGAGGUCCCCACGAAACUGCGUGUGGAGCGCUGGACCUUCAGCUUCAGGGAGCUGCUCAGCGACCCCCGAGGCCGGCAGGACUUCCAGCUCUUCUUGCGGAAGGAAUUCAGCGGGGAGAACUUGGCAUUCUGGGAAGCCUGUGAAGAUUUAAAGUAUGGCGACCAGUCGAAAGUGAAAGAGAAAGCUGAAGAAGUGUACAAGACCUUUCUGGCUCCUGGGGCCAGGCGCUGGAUUAACAUCGAUGGCAAGACCAUGGACAUCACAGUGAAGGGUCUCAAACACCCUCACCGCUAUGUACUAGACGCUGCCCAGUCGCACAUCUACAUGCUCAUGAAGAAGGAUUCCUACGGUCGUUAUAUGAAGUCCCCUAUAUUUAAAGAAACCUUGAAUAAGGCCAUCCUUCCUGAGCCGACCAAGAUCAGUGAGAGCAAGUUCCCAUUCAACAAGCGGCACCGCAGGUCCAGUCCAAGCCCGGUCAUCCUGAGACAGCUUGAACAGGAGGCCAGAGCCAAGGCUGCCACCACGGGACCCGUCGACAUCACCCAGCUGUGUAAGUUCACAGCUCCUAUUCCUCACCUGACUGUGUAUACCGGAUUCUGUGAACCGACCUCCCAGACUGGCACCGCUUUGUGCGACUUCCCUCCCCCAUCUCCUGGCCUCAUGACCCUGCCAAACAGCACCGCCUGCCCCUCGCCCAUCUGCGUGGCCAUCGAGAGCACCCCUGCCUCUGAGAGGAAGUCUGAACCCAGCUCCAUCUCGACUCAGUUCCUCUCCAUCGCCGAGAGCACAGAGAUGUCGGUCAGCUCAGAUUCCAGCACGGCCGCGGUGGAGGAAACCAAGCAGCCCUCGCACAAAUCGCGCGUGGCUCUCUCCUUCAGCCGUUUCCUGAAACGCGGCUGUUCCAACUCUCCCAUCUUCGCCACACUCUCAACCAAGUGCCCAGCCGUCAACAGCAGCAGAGUGCAACCUCUGAAUGGCGAGCCACAGCACCAGCCCCAACAACAUCACCAUCAUCAUCAUCAAGGGCAACAAAAACCAAAGAAGACUAACAACUUCUUUCAGAUCAAAGUGGACAUCCCGUCCGAGUGCAGAAUCUACCCCAUUGUCUCCGGGGACGAGGAGGAGGAGGAGGAGGACUGUCCCAAUUCUGUGAAGAACAACACAGUGAAACAGGUAAUCUGUCCCUGGGAGACCAUCACAGAAGAAGGCAAGGCUGGCUGAUACACAACACACUGGAGAUCCUUACCACAUUCAAGGACUUCUUCCUAGUAAAGGCCAUUAAAGAACUAAAUAGAAAUAAGCAGCUACAUGACGUCCAGUAUGUUCAUGUGUGUUCCGUUCAAAAGUGUUUUUCUAUGUUAGGCUCUCACGUAUACUGUGAAAUCAAGAGAUCCGUCAGUAACUCGAUGAAAUAAAUACUUUUGCAUGAAACAAAUAUAAUCUUGAUUAUGUAGGGCAGAAUGGAUUUCAGUCAUUGUUUAAUUAUUCUUCCUGGGAUUACACAGACAUCUGUAUGUCUGUGCUUAGCACUUAUGUAUUUGUGAGGUUUGAUCAAGUCUGUUUUACUUUCUUCUACUUGACUGGCUGUCAGGGGGUUUGAAGGUAGCUUCUGUUACUGUAAUGUAUGGCAAGCCAUCGUGUCAUUUUCAUACACAUGACUCACCAAGUUUGUAGUCAGUUUUUUUAAUUCUGUAAAUAUACACGGUUAAUCCUUGGCUGUAGAUAAUGUAAAUUAGUAUUUAUUGUUUACAUAAGUGUAUGAUGUUUUUACACUGAUGUAUUGAAGACUACUGUGACAUUCCUUAUAGAUGUGAACUGUUAUUUUCAUAUCGUUUUCCUGUCAGGAAACAAAGGAUAAUAACUGUUUGAACGUAAAUGAAGUUUGAAAAAUGCUGUACCGUGGCAAAUUCCAUUAUACAAGAUUUGUACACAGUAAGUGAAUCUUUUUGUUUUGUUUACAUGUAAAAUAUGGAAUUCCUCCACAUUCAAGCGGAAUUUGAAACAUCUGGUUUGUGCAAGUGCCUAAAUAAAAAGUA
Acipenser ruthenus (sterlet) is the source of this 3091-nucleotide messenger RNA. Its product is annotated as regulator of G-protein signaling 9-like. The coding region runs from base 186 to 2276 and encodes 696 amino acids. The record is from RefSeq and is a predicted model, not a curated record. Gene Ontology annotation, biological process: intracellular signal transduction; G protein-coupled receptor signaling pathway; regulation of G protein-coupled receptor signaling pathway. Lineage: Eukaryota; Metazoa; Chordata; Actinopteri; Acipenseriformes; Acipenseridae. The transcript is spliced from 19 exons.